UCAUACCAAUAAUUGGAACACAUGUUAGGUCAGGUUCUACGGGUUGUAUAACCCAAAAUCCAAACACAACCUAAAAGAGACGAGUUGUAUAAAAGAGAACCCUCACUCAACCCAAAAACCUUCAUUUUAGCGACAAAUACAAGUGAGUUGAAUCGGGUUGGACGAACAAACCUAUUUGCGAGCGUGUUUGUUCAGCCCUAACCACGGUAAGCGCACUAGAACUUUUAAUUUCGCAAUAUUUGUGUCAAUCAUGUAAAGGGGCGUGGACUGGAAUCCUGACCUCCACAACCACAACAACAUCCCACUGGCCACUGGCAGUGCCAGGCUGCCACCAUCUCAUCGUCUGCUGUCGUUUUCGGCCUUUUCCUGUCGUCCAACCUAUCCCACCCACCGCCACGACGUCGUCUUCAUAUCCCUCCCUCCCCAACCACGCGCACAACGGCAGAAUCUCCCCCGUAUUUAUUGCCCGUUUCCAAAUCAUUUCCCAUACCCUUCUUUCUUUCCGUUUUCUACUUUUAUCCUCUCGCUGCUGGUCUCGCCUGAAAGAAGAAAAAAAAAAGUGAAAUAAACAAAGGAAAAAAAGGAUAACACAUUGGAGAAAGGGAAUACGAACGGACCACCGAGUCCACCGGAAUUUCGAUUUGCGCUCGCCGGAGAGUUCCAUUUCCCCGUCUUCCAAUACGAAUUAGACAACUGUUCCUUCUCUUCUCGAUCUGUUCGCCCCUCAGGUAAGUCGUCGUCGUCUUCCCCUCUCUCUCUCGGAAACUUUCUUUUUUCAGAUCUACGUGCCUCGGCGAGAGUGGAACUUCACGAUUAAUCUGUGUAUAUGGAUCUCGCAGGUUCGAGAGAUCUGAGAGGAAGGAAUUUGGAGAUAAAGUGAGAGCAGUAUUAGUAUUUGUUGAGACGGAACAGGAAACCAAUGGCGCAUAGGGUAGAUCACGAGUACGAUUACCUCUUCAAGAUUGUGCUGAUCGGAGACUCCGGCGUCGGUAAAUCCAACAUUCUUUCCCGCUUCACCAGAAACGAAUUCUGCUUGGAGUCCAAAUCUACUAUCGGCGUCGAGUUCGCCACCAGAACUUUGCAGGUGGAAGGAAAGACUGUAAAGGCUCAGAUUUGGGAUACAGCAGGCCAGGAGAGGUACCGAGCGAUCACAAGUGCUUACUACAGAGGUGCAGUUGGUGCACUCCUUGUCUAUGACAUUACCAAGAGGCAAACGUUCGACAAUGUCCAACGGUGGCUACGGGAGUUGAGAGACCAUGCAGAUUCCAACAUUGUCAUAAUGAUGGCUGGGAACAAGUCCGACUUGAAUCACCUGCGAGCUGUUUCGGAUGGAGAUGGCCAUACCUUGGCCGAGAGAGAAGGGCUCUCGUUCCUCGAGACGUCGGCACUUGAAGCUACAAAUGUCGAGAAGGCGUUCCAGACGAUACUGACAGAGAUAUACCAUAUCAUAAGCAAAAAGGCACUGGCUGCACAAGAAGCGGCUGCUAAUUCUUCAAUUCCUGGCCAAGGAACCACCAUCAAUGUUGCAGAUGGCUCAGGCAAUGUUAAGAAAGGAGGUUGCUGCUCUGCCUAAGGAGAGCUCAUGUCAUGUACUGAUUCAAUGGUUAGAAAUCACUGUGGGCAGGCAACCAUUCUUCCUUUUUAUUUUCACCACCUUUUGGGUUUUCAUUUUGCAAAUUUUGGCCAAGAGGAGACCUGUAGAUUACUCUGUUCCCCGUAAAUUUGAGAAUGUGAAAUUUGCAAAGAUCCUAUUUCUAGAUUUCAGGGUGGCCUUUUUCUUUCUCAUCUUUUUUAUUUCUUUGUAUCUUACCCUUUUAAACAAGCUUCAGUAUGAUGAUAGCACGGAUGUAGAGUGAUCAAACCAUAUAUAAUUAUCUAAAGUGAAACUUUUGGAGACACAUAGUCCCUCAGACCAUAGAAAUUCGCUUUCUUUUCGCUGAUCUUCUACGCCACUCUUCGUUUUAACAGUGGAAUGCUAGGCGACCAUUCAAAGGUGGAAGUCCACUAGCCAAAAGACAUGCCAACCAUUACAACAAUUAGUAAGUACACCCUGGCAGUGACAAAUGAAACAGGCACAGUUGA
This is a messenger RNA of Linum trigynum, 2082 nucleotides long. The record is from the annotation of a GenBank genome assembly. Lineage: Eukaryota; Viridiplantae; Streptophyta; Magnoliopsida; Malpighiales; Linaceae.